CUCUCAUAGUGCUCUCCAGACAAUCACCACUUAGGUCCAUUAUCAUCAAGCUUAAUUACUAACUUAAUCUUACUUCUAUCUAUAUAAUGACCUGCAUGAGUUGAUUGUGUCCUCUACAAGCAUUCUUUUUCUCAUUUUUCCUUUGUCUCUGCACCUUACAAUUUUUGUACACUAUGUCUUCUCUUGGCACUAGUAGCAAUGAAAUGCCAAUUAACCACAUUGAGAUUCCCAUAAAUUCUAAUGAUAUAGAAGCAAAGCCUGGCCAAGACAUUGAAGAAAACAAUAUUGAAAACUCUCAAAUGUCACAAUGGCUUCUGGCAGCUGUUUUGGGGGCCAGAAAUGGGUUGAUCUCAGUCACCUUAGUGAUGGUAGCUGUUGAAGCUUUGAAUGAAGACAUCAAAACCAUGCUUCUUGCUGGCUUUGCAGGACUAGUUGCAGGGGCUUGCAGUAUGCCAGUUGAAGAGUUUGUAUCUGUGGACACUAUGUUAGACACAGAGGUGGCUCAAAUGAAAGUCCAAUAUAACAAACAAGGGGAAGUGGAGGAAGAUGAUAAAAUUCUUAACCCUUUUCAUGCUUCCAUAGCAUCAACAAUUGGAUUUUCUAUUGGUGCUAUGGUGCCAAUGCUAUCAGCUGUUUUUGUAAGGGACUAUAAGAUCAGGGUGGUAGUUGUGGUUGCUGUGGCUAUCUUGGCUUGGUUAGUAUAUAGAGGGGUAAGAGUAGUAAUUGCCAAAAGUAAAACUCGGUUGAGAAGGACUUGGAAUCAGAGUACUGAUUGGAGGUUGGAUGACUAUAGCUAUUACUUUUGGCUUUGAUCAAAUUAAUUGGCUAAACUAGACUUUGAAUGUGAUUACUGCACAAAUAACUUAAGUUGUUUUCCCUUCCUUUUUCUUAUAUAAACUUUAAAAAUAGAUGCAGUAGUAGACUGUGUUCAGCUUAUAUAUAUCCAUCAGGGAACUCAGUACAAAACAUAAACACUGUUUGAAUAUAAGU
Molecule: messenger RNA, 990 nt
Organism: Cajanus cajan (pigeon pea)
Lineage: Eukaryota; Viridiplantae; Streptophyta; Magnoliopsida; Fabales; Fabaceae
Product: vacuolar iron transporter homolog 4
Biological process (GO): intracellular manganese ion homeostasis
Molecular function (GO): manganese ion transmembrane transporter activity
Source: RefSeq, a predicted model, not a curated record